Messenger RNA from Eriocheir sinensis (Chinese mitten crab), 1228 nucleotides. Its product is annotated as histidine protein methyltransferase 1 homolog. The coding region runs from base 188 to 1129 and encodes 313 amino acids. Gene Ontology annotation, biological process: peptidyl-histidine methylation, to form tele-methylhistidine. Gene Ontology annotation, molecular function: protein-L-histidine N-tele-methyltransferase activity. The record is from RefSeq and is a predicted model, not a curated record. The transcript has 10 exons. NCBI's taxonomy places the organism in Eukaryota, Metazoa, Arthropoda, Malacostraca, Decapoda, Varunidae.
GCCAGCCACACUGGCACUCAGUACGAGGGAACUCAAGCCGAGCCGCGUCGAGGUGUGCACCCUGUGGCCCCAGGCUCCCCAGGCACCGCCGACCACCCCAGUGCCAGGUGACUGUUACACGCAGCCGUUAAUCCUCGGAUGGGUUUGGGGCGCCAGGAAAUCCACAAAACCCCAGUCAGUGGUCACCAUGUUUCAGUUCAACUUUAAUGUGAAUAGUGAAGCUGAGACUGAUCCUCAGACUUUGGGAGGUGAGCACGGAGAGACUGUGCAGGUGUGGCUUCCAGCUCAAAAACAUGAGAUCACUCACUCUCAUUUGCUUGAUCCAUCUGAUGUCAUAGCGGAAAUUACUCUUUGUAAAACAAAAAUGAAGUAUCUGACCAUGAGUUCAGCACUUAAGAAGCUGCAAGAGAAAGAGACAGCAUGCAACUUGUCCACAGUUUUAGACAAACACUCUGAUCUUGUACCUGCUGUCUAUGAAGGGGGCCUUACAAUAUGGGAGUGCACCUGGGAUCUUCUAAAUCAUUUAGCAGACAUGGACAUAAUUUUUAAAAAUAAAAGAGUGCUAGAGAUAGGCUGUGGGGCUGCACUACCAGCAAUCUUCUGUGCCCUCCAUGGAGCUCACAUCACCUUGCAAGACUAUAAUGAAGAGGUUGUGAAUUUUGUGACCAUACCAAAUGUUGCACUGAACCUGUAUAACAAGACCUCAAGAAAUGCCAGUGCUAAAGAUGAACAUCUUACCGAGUCUUUAUCCUCCAAAGCCACAUUUUAUUCUGGGGACUGGGCUGCUGUUAACCAGCUAUUAUCAAGUCAAUGUGAAUAUGAGAACGAACAAACAGAAAAUAUUAGAAAGGAUGCAGAUGGUGAAGAAAGAAAAUUUGACUUAAUAUUAACUUCGGAAACCAUCUACAACCCCAGCUGUCACAAGAAGUUGUUGGAUCUUAUGACAGCACAUUUGAAGCAUGAUGGACUCAUAUUAUUAGCUGCCAAAACACAUUAUUUUGGUGUGGGUGGAGGAACACAACAGUUUGCAGAUCUUGUAAAGACUCAAGGUCAACUAGAUGUUCAUUUCAUCACCUCAAACAACUCAGGUGUUAAAAGGGAGAUAAUUCAGAUGAAGUUUAAGAACUGAACAACAAAAGACAGAAAUGAGUUCUUUUGUUCUUCAACAUAAUAUUAAACAGCAAGAUGAGUAUGGAGUUAUGAUUUGAAUAAAGCAUUGAAUCAAGAA